Molecule: messenger RNA, 636 nt
Organism: Cryptomeria japonica (Japanese cedar)
Lineage: Eukaryota; Viridiplantae; Streptophyta; Pinopsida; Cupressales; Cupressaceae
Product: proline-rich receptor-like protein kinase PERK9
Exons: 3
Coding region: 1-636 (211 amino acids)
Biological process (GO): protein phosphorylation
Molecular function (GO): ATP binding; protein kinase activity
Source: RefSeq, a predicted model, not a curated record
AUGUUGGUGGAGGAGAUCAAAGCAUUUCCGACUCCAAUUGAGUUCAAAUACAGCGAAUUGAAGAGGGUCACAAAUGGUUUUGUAAAAAUCAUAGGCCAAGGUGGUUUUGGGAGUGUUUUUCACGGAAUUCUGCCUGAUGGAAGAUCAGUGGCAGUAAAGAUGUUGAGCGAUACAAAUAGUGUUCAUGGCAAAACAGAGUGGAUGAACGAGCUGAGGGCUCUAACAAAGCGACAUCAUCGAAACAUCGUAGAGCUCGUGGGAUAUUGCUUUGAAGACAAUCUGAUGUUAGUCUAUGAUUAUAAGCCACGAAACCUGUCAAACAUAAUUUUUGAUGAAAUUGAUAUGAUUAUUGACUGGUCAAUAAGAUUCAAGAUUAUAUUGGACAUGGUAAGGGGACUCACAUAUCUUCACGAAGGUGCACAUAUGUGUAUAAUACACAGAGACAUUAAACACAGUAACAUUCUUCUGGACGAAAAUUUCAGUGCCAAGAUUUGUGAUUUUGGCCUUGCUAGAAUACUGCAAAUGGAUUUCGCCCAAUAUGCCAACAAGACUAUUUCCACAUAUUGCGAGCUGCUUGAAAAGGAUGUAACUGAGACUUCUGACCAUGUAACAACGGAACUUGGUGGAACACUGUAA